Messenger RNA from Acanthochromis polyacanthus (spiny chromis), 2114 nucleotides. It is a transcript of the gene plekho2, whose product is annotated as pleckstrin homology domain containing, family O member 2. Gene Ontology annotation, biological process: macrophage apoptotic process. Lineage: Eukaryota; Metazoa; Chordata; Actinopteri; Pomacentridae. The record is from RefSeq and is a predicted model, not a curated record. The transcript has 7 exons. The coding region runs from base 570 to 1964 and encodes 464 amino acids.
AACAUGAGAAGCCACAGCACUGUAAUGUCUAUCAGUCAGUGUUGUAUCACUGAUCAAGGUUAAAGAGGAAAAAAUAAGGCGGACAGGAUCAAGUCAAACGUUGUCCUGUUCUGUUCCUGGUCUUGCUGGUGUUGGCUGGAGGAGCAGUGUCCCGCAGGCUGAUGGGAGGCUGUGAGGAUGCUGCAGGUCACUGUUUACUGUUUGUGCUGCAGAGUCGAUCAUCCUACGGACUAACGAGCCUCCAAACACGGUGUUGAAGCUGAAAGGUCCGGUAUCCUCGCCUGGAGCUCACACAGACAGGCGGCUGCUCGUGUUGCUCCUCCUCGACAUACUGUUUGAUUCAAGAGUGUAAAGGAACUUCAACCGGAAACCAAACUUUUUUCUUCGAACUUUUUCUCUGAGGCAGAAAAAGGAAAACGAGGCGAUCCUUGGUGUCAUAAACUACGCAGUUCCUUAUUCUCUUCAUUUACGUGUGCUGCUGGAACCAAAGCGUUUCUGGCCAGAAUACAGGCGACGUCGAGUGAUUUGAGGCGAGUCAACAGCCACAUAACGGAUCCUGGUCCUUUAUCAUGGAAGAUGGUGUGAAAGAGGACUCAGCCCAAAAGAAAGAGCCAAAGUUCCUGGGUAAGGCUGGCUGGCUAAAGAAGGCCCCGGGUAGGCUGCUGGCUAGCUAUAAAGAUCGAUACAUCCAUGUGGAGAAGACCGAGGUUGUGGUGUAUGAAACUGAGGACCUGCAGAACUCCUUGGAGAGGCUUGACCUGGAAAACUAUGAUAGAUGUCAUGAAUUAAAGAGCCCUUUCAAGAAAAAACACAGACUGAUACUGUUGCGCUCGCCAAAGUCUGGAAAUAAGGUCCAUGAUGUGAAGUUCCAGGCUCAGACUGCAGAGGAGAAGGAGGCUUGGAUUAAAGCCCUAAAUGAUGGAAUAAAUCGAGCAAAGAACAAGGUCUUUGAUGAGGUGAAGGUUGAUGAAAGCAAUAAUUUAGAGCAUGUCACUCGAACAAGGCCCAAAGGAAAUCGUAACCGACGGCCACCGACCAGGAUACACAUGAAAGAGGUCGCCGUAGUGUCAUCUGAAGGUAUCCUGCGUUUGGAUCUUGAUCUAGAAGGUGCAGUCAUGCCGAAUGGGAACCAUUAUGCCAAUGUUGAUGGCACUGAGUCUCUUAAAGAGACAGUCUCAGUGCCUGAGUCCAACACCAGCAAAGCUGCAGAGAAACCGUUAGUGACGAGUGCUGAGGAGGAGGUUCAAGGGAAGGUCAGUCCCCAGAAAAAGGUCAUCAAACCUCCCAUGCCACCUUCCAAAGAGGCUAAAUUCAGUUCAGCCUCUGAGGAUGAACCUGAUAAGGAUGAUAAUCCAGAGACAAAGGUCCUGAAGCCACCAGUGCCUCCGUCAAAAGAAGCCAAACCAUGUGCUUCACCUGUUGAAGAAGUUACAGAGCAGGCAAAACCUGAAAAUGUGCCUGAAAUAAGUUCUGAUGCCAGGAAAAAGACAGGUCCACCACCAAUGCCUCCUAACAAACCCUGUUCUAGCAGCUCCAUGAACAGUCUUGCAGAGGCCUCGCAGUCCAAGCCAAACUCACACCUUCCUACCCCUCCAUCAAAAGAGAGUAAGCCUUCACCUCCUGCUGUGGAGCCAGUCCAACAGGUGCUAGGCACAUCUGAUGAGAACACAGAAAAGAAAGAAAACAGUAAGAAUGAAAUGAUAAAUGAAGAAAAAGAUGAGGUAGAAGAGUCAAUUCCGAAUGAAGCUCUAACUCAUGUCAGUGGUGAUAAACGAGAUGAAAGUCCUACAACAGAGGAAACGGUUUCUGAAGAAGAAUCAGGCGAGACUAUCAGCAGUGGCAUAAAUAGGGCAUCUGGCGAUGACACACAAGUUCCCACAGAGCCAUUGAGAAGAAGCCCUAGUCCUCUUCUAAUCCCCCAGAAAAGCUUGACAAACUUGCUCAGCCUGAAACACCACACAUAGAGAAUGGCUCAGUUAUAACUCUGCCUACUGAGGGACGUGACUCUAUUGCCUCAGAUAACUCAAUCAGUUCUCAUCAAGCAGAAGGCGAGCUGCCAAAGUAUGAAGGCCCCUCAGUAGUUGUCUCUCUGAAUGACACACCCAAUGACAGCC